UCACAACCACACGAUAUCUAUAGGUCUCGAUACUGUCAGCGUGGCAAUGUAUGAAGGCUUCCUCAGCCCAUCCGGGCGGCGUCGUCCGCCAGCCAAUGUCGUGCCACAAACACCUCAACCCCGCCUUCGCAUGGACGCCAUCAUGUCGGCCUAAACCGCCUACCCUUUGUACAUAUGUAUUGCCAGCGUUACCUGGAUCCUCUGGACUCUUGGCAAGCUGAUGGCAAGACCAUCUGAAGAGGCUUCGUUUGGUGAUCAACCGCAAUCAAUACUGAGAGGUGCUCGCAGCAUCGAAGCCACGAUGUCGCCCCAGAAAUCAUUCUCGGCCAGGGUCAUUGUUAUCGGCGCUGGCGUGUUUGGGCUAUCGACAGCAUUUGCUAUCGCCAAGAGAUAUCCUGCGACGAGCGUGACUGUCAUCGAUCGCUUGACACCUCCAGUACCCGAUGGGACGAGUGUCGAUACUACUCGGUGUAUCCGUUCAGAUUACACUGAUCCGGUCUAUGCCCGGCUGGCGAAAUUAGCCCAGGAGAAAAUUCAGGAAGACCCGGACCUGAGCUGUCACAUGUAUCAACAAGGCAUGACAUUCGUCUGCGAUGGCGAGCCGAGUCGUUUCACAGAUAUUUACCAGAUCACAUUGGAUCGAGCGAAGUCACUGUGUCGCUCGGAAGAUAUCAUCGAGAUGUCGACUCGAGAAGAGGUGUAUCAAAGAAUCCAUGGCAAGAUGUCCCAACCUCCUUCUGACGGGGUGCUUGGUAGCCGCCCGCGAUGGAACAAGGCUUACUGCAACCUGGAAGCCGCAUUCAUCGACGCCAAGGAGGGCAUACAGGUCUACUACGACAGGUGUCGGAAGCUGCCCUCAAUCAGCUUCAGAUGCGGAUCCGCGGUUGACCAUAUCAAUAUCACCAACAGUCAAUGCAAAGGAGUAACUCUGGACAACCAGACUACACUUUCAGCGGAUAUGGUCAUCGUUGCAGCUGGUGCCUGGUCCAACAAGCUGGUUUACUUGGGAGGCCGCCAAGUUCCUGUUGGUCAUGAAGUAGCUUGGAUCAAGGUUACACCUGAGGAAGAAGCCCGCUGGAAGAACAUGUCCAUUACCACCAAUCUCAGCACGGGGCUGAACAUGUUUCCCCCUUAUCAGGGCGAGAUUAAGAUCCUCCGUCGGUCUCCUGGCUAUAAGAACACCGUCAUGGUACCGCAUCCUGAAGAUCGCUCAAGGUACAUACAGAUAUGUUUUCCUCGAACAAUGGUCAGCAACCCUACAGACGUUAUUCCAAAGGAUGCGGAAGCUGCAAUGCGAGAGAACCUGAGGGAGAUCAUGCCCGCUCUUGCUAAUCGGCAUUUUGACAGGACAAAGAUAUGCUGGAUUAGCACAACCCCGACUGCGGACUUUCUGAUUGCUCCUCAUCCCUCGGUCGAUGGUAUCCACCUGGCAACCGGAGGGUCAGCGCAUGCAUGGAAGUUCUUGCCACUCAUUGGCGACUACGUAGUGGAUUCGAUCGAGGGUACAUUGCCUCAAGAGUUGGCAGAGAAAUGGGCUUUCCACAAGGUGUCAACUGGCAAGGAUCAGAGCAGUCCUCGAAUGGACGGAGAGCCUCAGGAGUUAUCAGGAGUAGUGCGCCAUCACCUCUGAUGACGGACUAACAAGAGCAUUGUUCUAAGUAGUCGAGUAGCAGCACUCCAGAUAGUACCAGUCCUGCAUUGUGAUCUCACAUGCCCGACUCCCCUCUCGAAAUCAUCGUUGUAAUCUU
This is a messenger RNA of Exophiala xenobiotica, 1748 nucleotides long. RefSeq lists its product as uncharacterized. The transcript is spliced from 3 exons. The record is from RefSeq and is a predicted model, not a curated record. Bases 221 to 1630 code for a protein of 469 amino acids. NCBI's taxonomy places the organism in Eukaryota, Fungi, Ascomycota, Eurotiomycetes, Chaetothyriales, Herpotrichiellaceae. Gene Ontology annotation, molecular function: sarcosine oxidase activity; L-pipecolate oxidase activity; proline dehydrogenase activity.